UGGCCCAAAGCUUGACGAAUGCAGUUGUCUGAGGCUCUAUAAAUAGGACAGCUGAUCGGGCAGACACUUCAUUCGCAUAUCCAUUUACCGACCAGAAACGAAGAAUGAACGUGCUCAGGUCCAUUAUUCUGCUGGGCUUUUUGGCUAUCUGUCUGGUGCCGAGGCAAGCCACAGCACAGGCCAAGCUCAACGAUCAAUGGAGCAAGCUGAGCAAGUGCGCCCAGGUGGGCGUCGAGACGGUGGCAAAGUUGAUCACCAAUAUCAUUCCAGCGGUCUACGAGAUGCAGAUAUGCUCCUUCUACACGGCUCUACCCCCGAAGGAUGGCAAGCGAAAAACGGGAAUUUGGUACUUGAAGAACAUUUAUCGAUUCAUCAAGCGGCUCGUCUUGGAGAGGCCAAAGUGCCUGAGGCUGUUGGUCACCCAGGCAACGGAUCUGAUCAGACCAUAUUCCGAACAAAUCGAGCAGCUGGAAUGCCUGGAAGAGAAAGAUUAUAUCUUCUAGAAGGGAUAUACGAAUGUAUAUAAUUGCAAUAAAUCGAGAGCAUAUUUCCA
This is a messenger RNA of Drosophila guanche, 553 nucleotides long. RefSeq lists its product as uncharacterized. The record is from RefSeq and is a predicted model, not a curated record. NCBI's taxonomy places the organism in Eukaryota, Metazoa, Arthropoda, Insecta, Diptera, Drosophilidae. The transcript is spliced from 2 exons. Bases 105 to 503 code for a protein of 132 amino acids.